Messenger RNA from Vanessa atalanta (red admiral), 1446 nucleotides. Its product is annotated as protein ANTAGONIST OF LIKE HETEROCHROMATIN PROTEIN 1-like. The record is from RefSeq and is a predicted model, not a curated record. The transcript is spliced from 2 exons. NCBI's taxonomy places the organism in Eukaryota, Metazoa, Arthropoda, Insecta, Lepidoptera, Nymphalidae.
UUUUAUCUUUACUUUGUUAUCUCUGUACGCUUCUUUUAUAAUUGUUUUAUUUUAUAUAGUUUCUCAGUAAGUGAAAUAUAUGUAUUUCUUUUGAGGAAUUAAUAAAGUCUCCAAAUUGAAAAUUGAAAACGACAUUGACUUUACUUGCACUCCAGCAAGAUGGACGAUAAAAGAGCUCUGUAUUUCAUGAGUGUCAAUUUUUAUUACUUGAAUUUAUUAAAUCUUUACCGAAUGAAGACAAAAAGAAAAUAAAGAAAAAGAAGAUGGUGGAUGAUACAAAUGCACAGGAAACGUACAAUCAACUCUAUGGAGGAGAUAUUCUCCGAUCUACUAGCUGAACCAAGCAAUCAAUUCCAGGAAUUCGUUCGAAUGUCAGCAUCUGAUUUCGAAUUGAUAUUAAGCAGAGUCGGACCUAUGAUAGAAAAACAAAACACUAAAUUUCGUCUCACAAUACCCGCCAAAGUUCGACUAGCAGUUACUUUACGAUAUUUAGCUACAGGAGAUAGCUACAGAAGCUUACAUUAUUUGUUCAAGAUGUCUCACUAAGUGAUUUCAAAUAUUGUAAGGGAAUGUUGUGCUGCUCUCAUAUUUGUAUUGAAGGACAUGAUCAGGUUACCUGAGAAUGAAAACGAAUGGCUGCAAAAGGAAUUUGAUUUUAGAGAUACAUUUCCUCAUUGUUUGGGAGCAAUCGAUGGUAAACAUGUUGUCAUGGUGUCACCAAUUGACAGUGGCUCUGAAUAUUUUAAUUACAAGCAUUCGUUUAGUAUUGUAUUGAUGGCCUUAGUGGAUCGCAAUUUUUGUUUCAUGUUUUGCGAUGUAGGCAACAAGGGCAGAAUCAGCGACGGUGGUGUAUUCAGAGAUUGUGUUUUAUUCGAAAAACUUCAGACAAAUUCCCUACAUUUACCACAACCUGAACCACUUUCUGAUGGCGAUGUGAAUAUGCCUUACGUUUUUGUUGCUGACAAUGCAUUUCCAUUGCACCCCAACAUAAUGAAACCUUUUCCCGGAGACCACCCCGAAGGAAGUAAGCAACGAAACUUUAAUCGUAAACUGUCUGCUGCUCGUAUUGUCGUGGAAAACGCAUUUGGUGUUAUGUCCGCACGCUUUCGCGUACUUAGAAAACCCAUAGCUCUACAGCCAAACGAAGCUUCAAGAGUCGUAUUGGCAUGUGCUUUAUUACAUAACUUUUUGAGAAAAAGUUCUGACUCGCGGCUAAUUUACACACCAUCGGGCUACACUGACACAAUUGUCAAUGGAGAAAUAAUAACUCCUGGAACUUGGAGAAAAUACAUUGGUAAUGGCGAAGGCGCUUUCAGGUCAAUGAAGAGUAUUGCACGCCGUUCAAUUUAACAGCAAUCCAGGUUAGGGAUAAAUUCGCAGAAUAUUGCAGGACUACAAAUAAUUUGUGAGAUGUCAAUAACAUAAAAUGAUAGCCAGGGGAUGCAA